AUGAUAGAAUCCAGAUUUGUAACUAAAGAACACGCACAAUCAGAAUGUCCGGAAGGAACUAGACUUAUGUUUACGAAUAAUAAGUUACAAAAUGCAAAUAUUGAGUCCUGUAAUAUAGUUAAUUACGACGAGACCAAUCUAACCGACGAUCCGGGUCGCAAGAAAAUUCUAACAAAAUGGGGAACAAAGUACCCUGAGAGAGUGAUGAAUCAUUCAAAGGUAUCAACUUCUGUGAUGAUGGCUGCUAGUUCAACCGGUGAAUUGUUGCCACCAUAUGGAGUCUACAAGGCUCAAAAACUUUAUGAUACUUGGACCAAAAAUGGGCCAUCAGGAACACGAUAUAAUCGGUCGGCAAGCGGAUGGUUUGAUGCAAAUAUUUUCGAGGAUUGGAUAAAAUCAACCGCGUUGCCUUAUUUUAGAGCAAACAGUACGUAUCUGACACAACCAUUAGAUGUGGCCUUUUUCAGUCCGAUGAAGAUUGCGUGGCGCAACAUUCUUUUAAAAUGGAAGAAAAGCGAUGGAAAAACACAAGCAUCGGUUCCAAAAGGAUGCUUUCCAAAGCUUUUGAAAAAACUUAUUAUUGAUCUCAACCGAAAUGCCAAAGAUAAUUUUGGCAUUUACAGAAAAACAGGCAUAUGGCCCAUUAAUGAAAAUCAGGUUUUGGGUAGAUUAUCUGAAAAAAAUAAUAACGAAAACAAAGAACAUGCUGUGGAAAAUUUUAUCAUUGAUAUUAUUAAAAAAAUGAGAUAUGGUACUAUGAAUGUAACUGAAUCAAAAAGAAAAAGAAAAUUAGAUGUAAUUCCAGGAAGAAGUGUUGGCACUGAAACUGAAGAGUACGUAUGGACACAGAGGAGAAUUUAG
Parnassius apollo (apollo) is the source of this 861-nucleotide messenger RNA. NCBI's taxonomy places the organism in Eukaryota, Metazoa, Arthropoda, Insecta, Lepidoptera, Papilionidae. The record is from the annotation of a GenBank genome assembly.